This is a messenger RNA of Physella acuta, 1919 nucleotides long. RefSeq names its product GTP-binding protein REM 1. Gene Ontology annotation, molecular function: calcium channel regulator activity; GTP binding; GTPase activity. Gene Ontology annotation, cellular component: plasma membrane. NCBI's taxonomy places the organism in Eukaryota, Metazoa, Mollusca, Gastropoda, Physidae. The record is from RefSeq and is a predicted model, not a curated record.
UGACGGAUGAAGCUCACUGUGGGCGGUACAGUUUGUCGGGAUACUCGGCCUCGUAGGGUGCUCAACGAUGGCCGCUCAUUCAGUGGACAAUAAUUAACUGACCAGUCCAUUGAAUGCAUCACGUGACUACGUUAGUUUCUCCAGGAACUUACAGAAACAUUUGAAGGCCGUUCUUUGCUCUCCGUCAGCCUGUAGUGCUAGCUGACUGCAUACUAUUGGCUACAACUGGAUUAGUGGAUAACUUGGCUGAUCCAGACAUGGAUUACCAAAACAUUGGAUGACGACACGACCGUUUUGUUGACGUCCUACAGUCACGUGGGUUUGUCCCCGGAAGUUCCGCCAUUAAAGAAGAUGAAGCAAACCUUGACCUUGCCGGCCCCGAGUGUCCCGAGUCAGCCAGGCGAGACGGACUCCCCCACACGACAGAUGAGGUCAAUGUCCGUGGCGGUGCCGUCCAUCCCGUCCCCACUGGUUGCGGCCCCGACCCUGGGGCGAGCCCGCACCAACAGCCUGCCUAACCCAGCCUUUCUACUGGGCUUCAGGGGGUGCAGGGACCCUCGGACUUGCUGCGUCAGCGUCAGGUCGUUCACGACGACAGCCAAAGGCGUGAUCAACGCAGGUGACAUUGUCAGGAAGACAAGUGUUAACAGCCUCAUGUCAUCUGGCAGUGCCCUCAUGUCAUCUGGCAGUGCCCUCAUGUCAUCUGGCAGUGCCCGACAUAUGACUGACAGACGGAAGUCCAGUGUCCAAUCGGCGCUAUCAGAUGCCCCGCCCUCAGCAGCCAGCACCAGUGACCGCCAGAGGGCGCCAAGUCUUGCAUCCAACGAGAGCUCGUCCAGUUCCGGCUCCCCACCCAGCUCCAGUCAAAGACCCGGCCCGUCACACAGUAUGUCAUUCUUCAGGGUCGUCAUUCAGGGCGACGAAGGUGUCGGCAAAACAGCGCUCACGCGGCAGUUCAGCAGCUCGGAGUACCUGGGCACUUACGACAACCUGACGGCAGCAGAUGGCGAGCUGACGCAGACGACUGUUGUUCCAGUUCUGCUGGACGGGGAGGAGUCGGUCAUGGCCUUCAUCGACGGCGCAGACGCGUACCAAAUGGAUGACAUCAAUGUGGACGCCUACAUCGUCGUGUUCUCUAUCGUGGACCGCAACUCCUUCAUUGUGGCCCGCGACCUGGCCCGCCAGCUGAGGGUCAAUGUGGGCACUGACCGGGCCAUCAUCCUAGUGGGCAACAAGGCGGACCUGGUCCGCAAGAGACAAGUGGCCAUUGACGAGGCCAAGGACGUGUCCACGACCUUUGACCUCAAGUAUCUCGAGACGUCCGCGGCCUUGAACCACCACAUCGACGAGCUGGUGGCUGGGACCCUCAAGCAGAUACGUCAUCAGCUGCUCCCCCCCGGGGCCGCCCUCAUGCCUCCACCAGCGAGCAAGUCCAGGAGCCGCACCCCGUCCCCAGUCUCGUUCUUCAACAAACUUUUCAAGAGGGCCGUCAAGACCUCGGCAUCGUGUGAGGGAAUCUUCAUGAAGUGAUGACGUCAGCCUGCUCAGUGGAUGACGUCAUCACACAGCUGGACCACUAGCCGACAGCUUAGACUAGCUCAUGGCCAAAUAGUUGGGCGAUGUCCUAAACUAGUGGAUUAACAGAUGGCCCAACUCUUGUACUAGCAGAUGGCCAAAUAGUUGGACGAUGGCCUAAACUAGUGGAUUAGCAGAUGGCCCAACUGUUUUACUAGCACUAGCAGAUGGCCCCUGUACUAGCGAUGGCCUAAACUAGUGGAUUAGCAGAUGGCCCCUCUACUAGCAGAUGGCCAAAUAGUUGGACGAUGGCCUAAACUAGUGGAUUAGCAGAUGGCCCAACUCUUGUACUAGCAGAUGGCCAAAUAGUUGGGCGAUGGCCUAAACUAGUAGAUUAGCAGAUG